AUGUGUGUUACUUAGAUUAAUUUAAAUCUUAGAUAUUUAAUUAAAAUGGAAUCACGAUCCUACAAUUUCUCCACUGCCAAAAAGAGAUCAACUCAAAUGGAAAGCAAAGUCAUUUUUUUCCCAAGAGAAGAUGAAAAUGCCCCAAGAACAAUUAUUUUGAAGUAAGAAUGCCCAGGAGAGCUAGCUGCAUUUAAAGAAUGUGUUGUGAGAACUAAGGAUGAAUCAAAAUGUAUGCAAUUCAAGGAUGCAUUAUUGGAAUGCGGUAAACCAGCUUUUAGAAAGGCCAACACUACUCCAGAUUAUCAAUUCUGAGCAGUAUUAAAGAGCAUAACAUAAAUAUAAUUUUAAUCACAAUAUCUUACAAUACUCCCCU
Molecule: messenger RNA, 373 nt
Organism: Paramecium tetraurelia
Lineage: Eukaryota; Ciliophora; Oligohymenophorea; Peniculida; Parameciidae
Exons: 4
Source: RefSeq, a predicted model, not a curated record